AUGUCGCAGUCCAAGCCGGUUCAAAUCGUCCUUUGUUUUGAUGGGACGGGGAAUACCUUUCGUGCUGAUGGCACGGAGACCAAUAUUUUGAAGAUCUGUCGCAUGUUACAGAGAACAGAUGAACAAUGUCAGUUUGAUGGAUUGUCUUCCUUUACACCUGGCAUCGGAACUGAAAUCACACCGGGUUCCUUAGCAGCAAAGACGCUGAAGAAAAGCAGCCAUCUAGGAAAGAGCAAGACAAUCAGCCAGGCCUUGGGAGAGUCAUUUGACCAGCACGUCCUGGGUGGCUACAGGUUUUUAAUGCGACACUACCGGGGAGAUGGAAAUAUUUUUAUUUUCGGCUUCUCUCGUGGAGCCUAUACCGCUCGAUUUCUCGCAGAGAUGCUCGACUACGCUGGGCUACUGGGCCCGGAUAACGAGGAGAUGGUCCCAUUCAUAUGGGAAGCCUUUUCCCAAUGGAAAUUAACGCGAUACGAGGGAACCGAGAAAAGGAAACAGGCGACAGACUUUUUGAAUAACUGCCGAGAGACGCUGUGUCGCCCAGUCACUAGGGUGAAAUUCCUAGGUCUCUUUGAUACCGUCAAUAGCAUUGCUGAUUUCGAAAUCAACAAUGACACGAUGCCGACCGCUCGCGUGAUCAGACAUGCGGUUAGCAUUGAUGAACGCAGAGUCAAGUUUCAGCCGGUAUUGCUGGAUUCAGGCGCGAAGAAAAGCAAUGCGGCAGGUAGCCGAAGUACCACAUACAAAGAGCGGCUGGAUCCUGUCAAAACCGAGCCGCUAGUUGUACCCGGUGUCCCCCAAUCUGUGGAUGAUUCCGAUAGCGAUGAUGGCGAUGUUAAUGAAAAGCGCUCCGCAAUCCGAGGGUCAAAGCAGAAACCCGACGAUGGAAGUCAGGACUUGCAAGAACUUUGGUUCCCGGGUGGACAUGCAGACAUUGGCGGUGGAUUUCAACGCGAGACAGACGAGGAGUUCCAGCUCAGCCACGCUCCACUUGUUUGGAUGGUCCAGGAGGCCCAGCGCGCGGGCAUUGAAUUUGACCAGGAAAAGCUGUACAAAUACAAAUGCUUAGAGCACUGGGAAGAAGACCCUUCGGCAAGCACUCACUUCCGCGAAGCGCUUCGACAGUCAAGCACGGAAGGCCUACUGCACGAUCGUAUCGGGUUUGGGGAGGGCGUAUCGCCUCUCUCCGUUCUGGCGUGGCGGUUGAUGGAAUAUCUUCCCAUCCGUCGGUCAGAUAUGCAGCCUGAUGGUUCGUGGAAAAUGGUUUCCUGGCCACUACAUCGUGGCCAGGCCAGAGAUAUUCCCCUCCACGCUCAUAUUCACGCAUCGGCAGUUCAUCGCUUGCAAUCGAACACGGAGUACCGCCCGGCAAACAUGAUUAUCGGGGGUGGUGGCAGAGGUGUAAAGGAAGUUGGCGCUGAGUAUGGUAUUGGGGAGUGGGAGAUCAUUCGGCAUGGAGGAGAUCCAACUCGUGAAACGUAUAUUCGGAAAGGAUGCAGAGAUUCUUGUCAUUUUUAG
This is a messenger RNA of Penicillium manginii, 1518 nucleotides long. RefSeq names its product T6SS phospholipase effector Tle1-like catalytic domain-containing protein. The transcript is spliced from 2 exons. The record is from RefSeq and is a predicted model, not a curated record. NCBI's taxonomy places the organism in Eukaryota, Fungi, Ascomycota, Eurotiomycetes, Eurotiales, Aspergillaceae. Bases 1 to 1518 code for a protein of 505 amino acids.